CGCUGAGCAGCUCUGCUGCGAGUCGCUGCGUCUCCAUUGACGACCAACUUUCUCUCCUCUUUUCAACCUUUAUCAAACAUCAAAGACUCUUUUCACCAGGAUGACGGUGACUCCGGAGCGGACGAUGACUAACGCCAAGAUGACGCGACUUGUGUCGUUUUUAUCAGCUCUUCUCAAAGGGAAGAAAGUGGCCUUCAGUGAUUUCUUACACAAACUUGUCUCCAGUCAACAACUCUGCCAACAUUUGGACACCCAGAAAAUCCUGCGGCCACCCAGAAGGCCGAGAAAGGAGAAGGUCAAGAAAAGCCCGGCGAGCUCAGUGGACACAGAGACCUCUCAGACGAAGCCGUCAGACUUUGACUACCUCAAAGUUAUCGGCGUCGGGAGCUUUGGAAAGGUGCUGCUUGCAAGACACAGAGAACAAGGGGGCUACUAUGCUGUGAAAGUGCUGCAGAAAAAGAUGAUUGUCAAGAGGAGAGAGCAGAGGCAUGUGAUGGUUGAGAGGAGCGUGCUGCUGAAGGGGCUGCAUCAUCCGUUCCUAGUGGGACUCCACUUCUCUUUCCAGACGCCGACGAUGCUCUACUUCGUCCUGGACUAUGUCAAUGGGGGGGAGCUUUUUUACCACCUCCAGAGAGAGAUAUCAUUUUCCGAAGCCAGAUCUGCUUUCUACGCGGCAGAGAUGGCCACGGCGCUCGGCUACCUCCACUCCCUUGACAUCGUUUACAGGGACCUUAAACCAGAGAACAUCCUGCUGGACAGCGGGGGUCAUGUGAUGCUGACUGACUUUGGGCUGUGUAAAGAAGGCGUGGCCGCAGGGGGGGUUAUGCACACGUUCUGUGGGACUCCAGAGUACCUCGCUCCGGAGGUGCUACAGGGUGGCCCCUACAGUCCAGCAGUGGACUGGUGGGGACUCGGCACUGUGCUGUUUGAGAUGCUCUAUGGACUGCCUCCAUUCUACAGCCGCAGCAAAGCAAAGAUGUUCGAGAACAAACUCUACGCUCCUCUGCAGCUGGGGAGCGGGGUGUCUCAGGCGGCCCGCUCACUGCUAGAGGGCUUGCUGGAAAGGGACGUCACCAAACGCACGGGGGCAAGCUGUGACCUGGAGGAGCUGCAGGAACAUCCUUUCUUUGCCUCCAUCGACUGGGACGACCUCCUGGCCAGGAAAGUGGAGCCUCCCUUCAUCCCUAACGUGUGUGGACCCUGUGAUAUCAGCCACAUCGACCCCGCGUUCACGCUACAACCCGUCCCGGCCUCCGUGAAUGAGCGCUGCCGGGCGAGCGGUGCCAGCGAGGCCUUCCCAGGGUUCUCCUUCAUGAACCCAGUGGAGUACAUGACACCACAGCCUGUGUCAUAACCACAACCAAACCUCCGGGAGCACAAUUGUUCAAAUAUUUAUUUUUUUACAUAAUAAAUUAUGAAAUCAAGGCUAAUUUAAAACAGAUUCUUACUCUAAUACAGCAACAGCUUUAUUUCACUGCUUCCACUUGACUAAAUGAUGUGUUUGCAUAUUUUAUUACAGUCAUUUUAACUGUAUUGUCAUCAUCAUAAGAAAUAGGCUGGUCACUAUUUCACAAGUCCUCGGUACUUCAAUGCUUAAGGGGCAUGAAACAAUAAACACAAAGCAGUUUCAUUGUUCAACACUUGAAAUUUAAGUCUUUGAUUCACAACAUAUAUUGCAACAUUCCCAUUCAGCUUCUACAUUCACAGUUUACAAAGGUAAAAUACUUCACAGGUCUUAUUUAAACCCUGCAGAGUGACAAGGGGAUUGUGCAUCAGAAGCAAAAUACAGAAAACAUCUCCUUGUGGCAUUUACAUGACAAUCCUUAAGCACUCUUUGGAUCCAGCUCUGACUAAAGCCAUGUUCAGACAUAUGUCAAUGUCAACAAUGUCUAUAUUAUUUAUAGAACUCAUUUAAAACAACUUAGUUGACUAAAGUGCCUUACAAAGUAAAAGGUACAACAAGAAAACAGCAAUACGCAAUAUAUCAUAAUAGUAAUGAUAAUAAAAUCUGCUGGGAUAAAAACAAUAAAGAAGAGAUCUGCUUU
This is a messenger RNA of Pleuronectes platessa (European plaice), 2045 nucleotides long. RefSeq names its product serum/glucocorticoid regulated kinase 2b (gene sgk2b). The record is from RefSeq and is a predicted model, not a curated record. The transcript is spliced from 12 exons. Lineage: Eukaryota; Metazoa; Chordata; Actinopteri; Pleuronectiformes; Pleuronectidae. Gene Ontology annotation, biological process: protein phosphorylation. Bases 101 to 1354 code for a protein of 417 amino acids. Gene Ontology annotation, molecular function: ATP binding; protein serine/threonine kinase activity.